Messenger RNA from Mya arenaria, 1557 nucleotides. Its product is annotated as fibropellin-1-like. NCBI's taxonomy places the organism in Eukaryota, Metazoa, Mollusca, Bivalvia, Myida, Myidae. Gene Ontology annotation, molecular function: calcium ion binding. Bases 1 to 1557 code for a protein of 518 amino acids. The record is from RefSeq and is a predicted model, not a curated record. The transcript has 6 exons.
AUGGGAUCACCGUUACUGUAUUCUGUUUCUCUGUCGAUUGUAGUUUUCUGGACAUCGGUAUCCAUUUCGGGAUCUUUUGGAUAUACACAGGCACCCAAUAACGAAACGUCUUGUGGGAAUAUCACUUGCCCAGAUAAUUCGGCAUGCCACAACAGUUCACAGGACGUAUGGACCUGUAUUUGUUUAGCUGGGUUCGAGGGAAGCAACUGCACUGAUCGAGAUGAGUGCGAAGGACAUCAUCCUUGUGGAUUCAGUGGCCACUGCACUAACACCAUCGGCAGCUUCACUUGCGGAUGUCUGACAGGCUGGACAGGGGAACACUGCAAUUUAAGGGAUGAGAAUGUUACAACAAUGGAGUGUUUGCCGGGGUAUGAUUAUUCCGAGUCGCGUAAACGGUGCUGGGAUAUUGACGAAUGUUCCAACAGUACGUUAUUUGAUUGUCCAACACAUAUGCAUUGCAACAAUACAAUGGGAGGUUACAAAUGCGUUUGUGACCUUGGCUGGAUAGGAGUUAACUGCACUCUAGAUGUCGACGAAUGUCUGUCUUCACCCUGCAAACAUUCUAGCAACUGUACCAACACACCCGGGUCGUAUAAGUGUGAUUGCACUAUUGGUUACGUAGGUCAAAAUUGUGAAUUGGAUGAUAAUGAAUGCUUAAGAAGCCCUUGCAAAAACAACGCAACUUGCGAGAAUGUCAUUGGUAGUUUUACAUGCAAUUGUUCCAACGGUUGGAAUGGUCCGAUUUGUGAUCAAAAUGUUGACGAAUGUUCGGUCAAUUCAGGCAUUUGUUUGAAUGGUGGAACUUGUUCAGAUACUCUGGGAUCGUAUACAUGUGUUUGUCCUGUAUAUUGGAAAGGCCGGAAAUGCGAGACUGAUAGAGACGAAUGUCUGAGCAGACCUUGCACAAACAACGGAAGUUGUAUAAACAAAAUAGGAAGCCCAUUUACAUGCGAUUGUGUUUCUGGCUGGGAAGGACAUGACUGUUCUGUUGAUAUAGACGAAUGCAAUCAAAAGUCCUGUAAAAAUUCAGGAAACUGCACAAAUUCACCUGGUUCCUACAAAUGUGAAUGUAACCGGUUCUGGUCUGGAUAUACCUGUGAGAUCGAUGCAGACGAAUGUCUAAGCCAACCUUGCUUGCAUGGUGGUGCAUGUCAGAAUAAUAUUGGUAAGACAUUCAAUUGCACAUGCCCACCUGGAUGGCAAGGUGAUAUUUGCGAAGUCGACAUAGAUGAGUGUCAAUCGAAUCCUUGUAGUAAAAAUGCAACAUGCACAAACACCGCAGGAUCGUAUAUUUGUAACUGUUCAGAGCCCUGGGAAGUUUUGACGCCGAUACAGCUGAAAAAAGAAAUCAUUUUAAAUUGCAAAACUUUCUUAACUGAAAUAUUUACGUUGUAUAGACGUCAGCGGGAAGUGGAUGCAGUAGCGGUCACCAUAACGGAAGGAGAAAUGGUUCCACCUCCUAUUAAACCGUCCAUGGUUAAGGAAAAACUGGAGGCGGAUAAGGGCGUCCGGCAAAUCGUUAUGAAAACCAAGUUCAAGUUUUCGGACCGGGCAUAA